This is a messenger RNA of Dibothriocephalus latus, 231 nucleotides long. Lineage: Eukaryota; Metazoa; Platyhelminthes; Cestoda; Diphyllobothriidea; Diphyllobothriidae. The record is from the annotation of a GenBank genome assembly.
AUGAUUCGCUCUCAGCCCGAACGACGUUACAACGCAUCCUACGGUAGACGUGAUGUCGUUAAGGACAGCGACAUGGAUCGUCAAACGCAGGACCGAGUGGUCGAUCUGAUCUGCUCAGAAAUCGACAAGGGCGUACCGCUGUCAGAGUUAACCUCCACGGUUAAGAGAACCAUGGAGCGGGAGUACGGCGCCAACUGGCAGUGUUGCGCUGGCAGUGGUUUUUCCUGGUGA